Leishmania braziliensis MHOM/BR/75/M2904 is the source of this 859-nucleotide messenger RNA. The record is from the annotation of a RefSeq genome assembly. NCBI's taxonomy places the organism in Eukaryota, Euglenozoa, Kinetoplastea, Trypanosomatida, Trypanosomatidae.
AUGGCGUCAGCAUCCUCUUCGAUCGCGCUUUCUUGCAGCGGGCCUCACCACUGUCAUUUUGUCGAGCUGUCGCUCCGGUUCCCUUCAGCCGUCACGGCAGCGCAACUCCCACCAAUCCACAUUGUCACCCUCUCGCACAACCACUACGACCACAUGGACAAGCAUAGCAUCAAGGCUGUUGUGGCCCGCUUCCCAGAUGCCCAGUUCGUCGUGCCGCUGAACCUGGACCUCUUCCCCCGGAAGUGGGGGGUGCCGGUCGCGUCUAUCAUCACGCUUGACUGGUACGAGGCGUGCGAGGUGAAGGGAGUCCGGGUGGGUUGCACGCCGGCUCAGCACCGGAGCAAGCACAGCACCUUCGACGACAAGGAGGUGCUGUGGUGCGGCUGGUGUGUCGGUUGGCAGUCAGGCAAGCAACAGCCACAGCCGGCCUCCACGAGCGAGAAGCCCACCCUCGUCCCCUUCAGCUGGACCUGGUCUAGCUCUGAGGUGGCGACGGAGGCACAGCAAACAAACGGAUAUACGAAGUAUUUCUUCACGAGCAACAUGGCGUACAACCUGGACGCCUCGACAAGCAUCUACGCUCACUUCGGCGCGAUGGAUAUGGCCGCGCUCCCGAUCGGCGCCUAUUCGCUGCGGUGGUUCAUGGCGCGCGCCCACGUUGACUCAGAGUACGCUGUGCAGAUCUUCUAGGACCAGCGCAUACAGCAGGCCAUAGCGGUGCACUGGGGUACCUUUGAGCUCGCCGACGAGCGGCUCGAUGAACCACCGCGCGCCAUACGCGACGCCCUUAAGGCGGCCCGUAUCGGCGAGGAUAGGUUUCGGGCACUUCCCAUGGGCGGCUUCAUAGGGUUUUGGCGGC